AUGGCUGAAAAUAACAAUAAAAAAGUUCUUCCAUUACCAAAUCAAAGCGGUCAACUUAAUCGUAUUCAAGAAGAAUUUAAUCGUUUGACUGAUGAAAUCAAACGAUUAAAAAAAGAAAACGAUGAAUUAAAAAAAAAUAAUUCUUCUGAAAUUUUGAAAAAAAUUAAACAGCAAGCUGAAGAAUAUUUAACUUCAUUGAAAGCUGAAUAUAAUAAAAAUGCUACCUUGGAUCAAAAAAUGAACGACCUAGUUAAAACUUAUAAAGAAGUUGGAAAAUUAGGCAUAAUAGCACUUAAAGAUGAAAAUAAAACAUUAAAACAACAGUUGGAAAACUGUAAUAAAGAAAAAGAACCCUUAAAGAACACAAAUGACUCAUUAAAAAAACAGUUAGAAGA
Racocetra fulgida is the source of this 395-nucleotide messenger RNA. The record is from the annotation of a GenBank genome assembly. NCBI's taxonomy places the organism in Eukaryota, Fungi, Glomeromycota, Glomeromycetes, Diversisporales, Gigasporaceae.